CGAAAUCCUCUCAUUUCCAUCUCAGCUCUACUAGACUGCUCUUAAAAUGUAGAAAUAUAACUAAAAAGACCGCUACAUUAAAAGUAUGACAGAUAAAUGAUUUGGACGAAACCAAUCGUGUUCCGCUUGCAUAAACGAAAGUUGGGGGUUUGUGUGUGUAUGUAGGGGGGUCGGAAGACGGCACUCCAACACGUCAUUUCUGUUUCGUAACGAUGUUUAUAAAAGUGUCAUUUCAAACGUCUUGCUCCUAACAUCACGUUUGUUGUCCCAGGUGUUUCAAAACAAAUAACUCGAAAUGGAACACUACGUCAAGAUAGCGAGAGAGUUACUCAAGAAGCACGCCGUUGGUAUCACCGUUGCACUUGCUGCAGGGGCAACCCUGCUGGCCUUGCGCAGGUGGCUGGCGGCGGGAGUGUGUCGGAGCAAGGCCAGGCUGGAUGGAAAAACAGUGCUGAUCACUGGCGCCAACACCGGCAUUGGGAAGGAGACAGCCCUGAAUCUGGCGCAACGAGGGGCAAGAGUGAUCCUCGCCUGCAGGGACCUGACCAAGGCCAGCGUGGCCGCCGACUACAUCCGCCGGAAGAGCGGCAACAGCAACGUGGUGGUGAUGAAGCUGGACCUGGCCUCACUGGAGUCGGUCCGAGAAUUGGCCAACAAAGUUAGGAUUGGCGAGGAACGUUUGAACAUCCUGAUUAACAAUGCGGGUAUCAUGAUGUGCCCCAAGUGGAAGACGGACGACGACUUUGAGAUGCAGUUCGGCGUGAAUCACCUGGGACACUUCCUGCUCACCAACCUUCUCCUUGACCUGCUGAAAAAGUCUGCACCAAGUCGAAUUGUCAUUGUCUCCAGUGUGGCGCAUGAAAAGGGCUGCAUCAACUUCAAUGACAUCCACUUCAAUGAUAACUACAAACCUGACGUGAGCUACUGCCAAAGCAAGUUGGCCAAUGUGCUUUUCUGCAGGGAACUAGCGGUCAGGUUAAAAGGCACCGGAGUGAACACGUACUGCGUCCACCCGGGCGUCGUGCGAACCGAGCUGGGGCGCCACCUGUUGCCGACGUCCCUGUGGAAGAAUCUGCUCCUGAUGCCUUUUCUGAUGAUGCUGAAAAGUCCACAGGAAGGAGCGCAGACUUCCAUCUUCUGUGCCGUGGACGAGAGUCUGGCCAAAUCCAGCGGCCUCUACUACAGUGACUGCGCUGUCAAGUCGCCAGCCCCGGCAGCCAUGGAUGACGGUGUAGCCAAGCGACUGUGGACCCUCAGCGCCAAUUUGGUCAAGCUGGAAUGAAGCCGGCGUCCAUUCAGGCCGCUCAGCCCAAUGCACACUUGCCGCAGUGAUUAUCAUCUACUGCCUUGUUUUUUUUUUUGUUUUUUUUUUUACAUUUUAAUGAGAUCCAUUAACUUUGCACAACAGACGCUCUGAUUCUGAUCUCGGAAAAAAAAAUGGGGCCACACUGAAAAGAAAAGUACUAGAAAAUAAACUUGUAGAAUGAUGAGAGAAGAUUUAUAUUAAGAGGAAAAAAAUACAUUUGGAAGGACACAUUUGGAUUAUUACUCCAAAAAUAUUUCAUGACAAAAAGCCAAUGUUUGCAUGACUGUACAUGGAAAAAAAUACGCACUAGAGUCUGGAUAUUAAGAGAUUUUAUACAUUGAAAAAUUAUGCACUAAAGUGAGUAUUAAGAGAUUUUAUACAUUUAAUGCAAAUACAGUUGUAAUCGUACAAUGUAUUAAACAAUCGUGACUGUAAUAUUAGCUACAUGUUGAGUUUUAAUUUACACUCCCAGAAUGAAUUAAUACAUAAAUGACAGAAAAAUUUUUGAAAUUAUUUUUCUUCAUCUCAUUUUCUUUCUAUCCCAAAACGUGCGCUGCUGCGUGUAGACCUUUUACUGUAUAUCCCGUCUUAUGUAAUGUUUAUCUUAUUUAAUGCUGUGUGGUGUACUACUGCUAUUAAAGAUUGUUUUUCUUUCUUCGUGU
Messenger RNA from Syngnathoides biaculeatus (alligator pipefish), 1968 nucleotides. RefSeq lists its product as uncharacterized. NCBI's taxonomy places the organism in Eukaryota, Metazoa, Chordata, Actinopteri, Syngnathiformes, Syngnathidae. The coding region runs from base 296 to 1282 and encodes 328 amino acids. The record is from RefSeq and is a predicted model, not a curated record. The transcript is spliced from 8 exons.